Molecule: messenger RNA, 1914 nt
Organism: Pisolithus orientalis
Lineage: Eukaryota; Fungi; Basidiomycota; Agaricomycetes; Boletales; Pisolithaceae
Exons: 7
Coding region: 1-1914 (637 amino acids)
Source: RefSeq, a predicted model, not a curated record
AUGUCGGACUACUACUGGCAGCAAUCACUCCCAACGCCACUGCAGAUCGAUUACAUCAAGCAGAUCAUAUACAAGUUGGAAUAUGUAGAUCCCGAGCAGACCAUGGUGAAGGUCACGUCUACGAAUCUCUACCUGAAGAUCACUGAGGACCGUGUAUUGCUCCCCGGGCACUAUUUCGAGUUCAUACAAUUGUUUUUCUGGAGGUAUUACCUCCUGAUGCGAUUACAUCUGCAUUUCCAAAAGGCUCAGAGCAAACUGUAUGCGAAUUUCCGCCCCACCCUCCUCAGAAACAUCGUCCAUCUGGACAACAUCAUCGAAGCCCUCAUCCGCCCAAGCAUCGGUAUGAAAGAAGAAGAUAUUCCAACACAUCGCUGUCCCAGCUUCGAGGAAUUCCUGGUGACGGAAUACCUCAUCGGCCGGCAUGAUCCCGAGUCGGUAAACAAUUUCAGGGCACAUUGCCCGACCAAUCUUGAGAGAUUGGUAGAACCCAUUGAAAUGGACUGGGAUCGUUAUGCUGAUCGGUUGCCAGAAUGUUUCUUUGGGGGGGAAUACCAUUGGGAGGUAGAUUCGGUUCCUGAUGAAGACCUUCCGAAGAUGUGGGAAGAAGUGGUCGAAUGGUAUUCACAAGAACUGGACCCACAUUGGAUAUCUCAGUGGGUGGUAUGGGAUGAGGGGCCUGGUUUCAAUGAUGAAGAAAAGGGUACAGAUGAUGGGGGAUCGGAUGGGGACAUAGAUCAACAGAACAUGAGCGAUGUGGACCAGGACAUGGAGCAUGGAGAUGAUACGAAUGCUGAGAUCGGUGGGAGAGAGGAUCAUGGAGGGGAAGGGGGCAAUGGGGGGAGUGGACGCGAUGAGAAUGAAGAAGAGGGCAGCGAGGGCAGCACCGAUAUGGGGAAAAAUGAUGGAGGUGGGGAACAGGACUCCGACCUGGCUGUGACACGGAAGCGGCAGUUGUCAGAGGGCAGCGACGAAGAAGAGGGUGGCCAACGGAAAAGACCAUCUCCAAACCCUCCUGCUGCACGUCCCGACAGGGAAGGCGACCAGCCUAUAGGGUUUAGUCAGCACUUGCUACGGAUGAUUGGUCGACCUCCCCCCCCCCAUUGGUCUCCGCCGCUAGAUUCAGACAUGAUUGAAUCACCAGUCGACUUCCCGUUGGAAUCGUAUUCUCAAGGUGCUAGCAUUGUAAAUGAGGGCCUAGAUCCCACACCAUUUCCAGUGGCUGCGGGGGAUGAUGAAAUGGCUACCCAUGGUGACAUUCCGCCUGUAGCAGAUGAUCCACCUGCGAACCAGCGAUCUGGGAGGGAGCGUGGAGGGAGGCAGAAAGGAAAGGGGGUGGCGACGACGAAGGAAUUCAUUACCACACAGCUCCUGCAAAGCCAGAAAUCCUCAGGCACCCCUCAAUCGGAGCUUGCUUAUGAUUUCGAUAUGAUCAACGUGACAGUCAGUCCAAGGAAGCGCACCAUCGCCAGAACACUGCCUGAAGGAAUGCAGGAGGUUGCUCCGACGCCUGGUCCAUCUAAGAUUAACCAACCACUCACGUCGACCAAUACACAAACUCAAAUGACACUCGAUAGCGAGGAGGUAGCUACAUUCCUGAAAACGAUUCCUGGCGUUGUCCGAUCAUUAGCCAAAGGUUGCAAGGACAGAGAGGAUGGUAUCAACGAACAGUUCAAGCAAUUUUUCUUGAAUUUGAGAGCGAUCAGCAAGGUGCAUGGACAGAAGGUCUCUGAUGUUUUUUCACAUCUCAAAGCCACCAAUGAAAUGCAUCGGAUGCUCAUGGCAGAUGCAGCAUACUUGGGUUUGCAUCUGCAGAAGAUGGAAAGAACGAAGGACACGGUCAUCGACAUCAAUGUCAAGAAGGGGUACUUGAUACUUGCAAAUCAAUCUGGCUUGGGGAUGAAAAAGAAUGCUUAG